This is a messenger RNA of Myxocyprinus asiaticus (Chinese sucker), 3356 nucleotides long. Its product is annotated as transcription factor Sox-3-like. The transcript has a single exon. The record is from RefSeq and is a predicted model, not a curated record. Bases 152 to 1051 code for a protein of 299 amino acids. Lineage: Eukaryota; Metazoa; Chordata; Actinopteri; Cypriniformes; Catostomidae. Gene Ontology annotation, molecular function: DNA-binding transcription factor activity, RNA polymerase II-specific; RNA polymerase II cis-regulatory region sequence-specific DNA binding. Gene Ontology annotation, biological process: cell differentiation; anatomical structure morphogenesis; regulation of DNA-templated transcription.
GAGCAGAGCAAGACACACGGUAUAGUGUGGAGAAAUUUUCACUUUGCCUAAGUUUGAGCUCACUGAACUUUUGACUGACUACCGGUUACUUUAUUUUCAAGAUUCUUCAGCUUUUCUUUCGAGUGCUCGUCUCCACUUACAAGUCGCUUGAAUGUAUAACAUGAUGGAAACCGAGAUAAAAAGCCCCCUUCCGCAGUCCAACACGGGCUCGGCGGCGGGCGGCAAAAACAAUAGUGCCAACGACCAGGACCGGGUGAAGCGGCCUAUGAAUGCUUUCAUGGUGUGGUCUCGCGGUCAACGGAGGAAGAUGGCACAAGAGAAUCCUAAGAUGCACAACUCUGAGAUCAGCAAGCGUCUCGGUGCUGACUGGAAACUUUUGACUGAUGCCGAGAAGAGACCCUUCAUUGACGAGGCCAAGCGGUUACGAGCCAUGCACAUGAAGGAGCACCCGGAUUACAAAUACCGGCCCCGCAGGAAGACCAAGACCUUGAUGAAGAAGGACAAGUACUCCUUGUCUGGAGGACUCUUGGCGCCAGGUGCCAGUGCUGUCAACAACGCUGUCUCGGUGGGGCAGCGGAUGGACUACGCGCACAUGAACGGCUGGACGAACAGCGCGUACUCCCUCAUGCAGGACCAACUGGCCUACCCCCAGCACCCCAGCAUGAACAGCCCCCAGAUUCAGCAGAUGCACAGGUACGACAUGGCGGGACUUCAGUACCCGAUGAUGUCUUCGGCCCAGACCUACAUAAACGCAGCAUCUACGUACAGCAUGUCACCGGCAUACACGCAGCAAACUUCCAGUACAAUGGGUUUGGGCUCCAUGGCGUCGGUGUGCAAGACGGAACCGAGCUCUCCUCCUCCGGCCAUAACUUCUCACUCACAGCGUGCUUGUUUGGGAGACCUGAGGGAUAUGAUAAGCAUGUACUUGCCUCCCGGAGGAGACAGCGCCGACCACUCCACUCUUCAGAACAGUCGGUUACACAGCGUUCACCCGCACUAUCAAAGCGCAGGGACUGGAGUGAACGGAACACUUCCUUUAACCCACAUUUGAAAGACUCUGAAUUAAAAAACAAACAACAAAAACACUAAGAACUUCGGAUACUUGAACAUUUUGAUUUGCAAAAACAGAGAAGAGAAUCGAAGUUCCGUUUUGUAAAAAAAUAAAAUAAAAAAUAAACUAUUUUUAAUCUCAACGAGUUGACCGUUUUAAAGCAUUUUGUUGACAACAUAUCGGGGACUUCAUCUUGAGUGUUGCGUCCAACUGAAUAAAUUGUAUUGCAGAAGAGCUUUUUAUCAUAAGCUGUAUCGCAAUGAAAUUCUUUAGAAGAAUAUUGGACUUCUGACUUAUUUGCCGUCAGAGUUUGACUCUAUGAAAAAGGCACGUGGCUUCGUGAAGAGGCUGUAUUUCAAAAACAAAAAAGAAAGAACAAUUGAGUAUGUUCACUCAUAAAUGUUUACACUUAUUUUUUUUUUUUAGAAUGUCAGUUUUGUUGGCUGUGUCCAAAUCUGUGUAGUCUUUUUGUUCUUCGUAUAUGAACUAGGUUUUACUACUGAAAUGAAAGACUGUGCUGGUCGCAAGCGCAAAGUUUGUUUUAUUUAUAGUAAGUUGUUUUUUCUUUUAAAGCUUGUGAACCAUUGUACGUUCCGUUGAAAUGUUCCACUUUUGUUUUGUGAAUCUCACUUUUUGUGAUGUUAUGGCAGUAUCAGGUUAACCCAUUUUGUGGGACGGAGAGUUUUAUUUAAACUGACGUUUCUACUGAAGACCAUCCGAUUCCUAAACGAAUAAAUUUGUUUUACACAAAGUUUCCUGACUAGAUAUGAGUUAUUUUGCUAAUGACUUGUUCGAUUGUUAAAAUCAUUAUGCGUAACGAGAAAUCUGCGACAGAGGACACGUUUAAAACCAAAAUCCAAUCAUUUCAAGCAAACGGUUAAAUAAAGAAAAACGGUCACUAAGCAGAUGUUAAGAUGCGUGGAUAGUUUUCUAAACAUCCAUCUGCAAAGAUAUGUCUUUAAACAUCCAAAUGCUAUAUCAUUUAUCAUUUACAGUAGUAUAUAAAUAUAGAAAUAUAUUCUAUAAAUUAGAUUGUUGGAACAAAAACAUACCGGAUGCUUUCCAGUGCAUACCAAUCAGUGCAUGUUUAUUCCUCAACCUUGAUUAUAGCCUAUCAGCCACAAAUAUAAAACUCAGAUUCAUUUGACAAACUAUGCCAAAAUAAAAUCAUUAAUAUAAUAAAACGAAUAGCCUUUUUUUGCCUCACAUGAACCGUCAUGCCCCCAUACCCCCCCAGGAUUUUCACUUGUUGAGUCUUAGGUACAUAGUUCCUCAAAAUUACUUGAAAAUUACGGUUGCUUUUAAUGUCUUUAAUCCCUUGAAUUUGUCAUAAACAGACAGACGAUAACAGCCGAUAAAGUCUUAUAAUUAUAUACACAAUAAGAGAUUAAUUAGGGGAAUAAUACGUCAUUAAGAGAUUAUUACGUCAUUAUUUCAAGUGUCUUUUGCUUUAUGAGUUCCCAGUUGUGGACGAAUAUUGUAGGGUCAGACGGAGGUUAAAUAUUUGCCGGAUCAUAUUUAGCGAUUUGAAUCAGACACAUCUUCUGCCAUAUGCUUUUGUUGUAUUCAUCCGAGAAAAGGUGGCACAUAGAUGGCCACUGCGGACCGCCUCUUGUAAUUUAUUGUGUAACUUCCUCUACUGAGUCCUUAUAAUAGCCACUGGUAAAGUGUAUAUAUAUAUAUAUAUAUAUAUAUAUAUAUAUAUAUAUAUAUAUAUAUAUAUCCUAUUGAAAUUAAUAUAUAUUUUAAUUUCAAACUUUUACUUUUCCCGAAAAGCUACACAUUCAUAAGCGUUCAAUAAGUAGGCUGCUGAUCUGGUCUGCUGAGCGCAUAACAUUUUCGAAACUAAAUCAGCACUCUGAUUUACAAGGGUGUUUGAACACUAUAAAUAAACUUUACAGUGAACCAACAGUAAAUCUGUCACUAGCUGUAUUUAAAUAUGACUAUAUAUUUUAACCAUUUACAUUUCAGUUAAAUCCUCAGACAACAGAUGUUUAUGUCUGGAAUGCUUUAACUUUGAUUCAGGUGUCACCGCAUUCGAAAUGUUUGCAAGGUCUUCUCUCAGUGCAGUUGGCAAGAAUUGUGAUAGGUAAUGAAAAAUGGGUGAUGUCCUUGGGAAGAUGGACUUUUGUUAUCACAUAUCAGACAUAUGAAAUUAAAUUUUGCCAUGUAUGUCAUUGUAGUGCACUUGAGACAGCCUAUUGGGUAAUCAUGCUGCCUAACUAAAAUGAAUAAAAUAAAAACAAAAUAAAAUCUGUGUCAGAAGCAAUGAUGAAUAAAGAUGCAGUGGUUAAUAAAGGAAACG